AUUUUAUUCAGUUAUUGAAAAUAAAAAGGGAAAAAUGUUUUCUUUAAAGUUUUUGUUUUCAAUUUGUUUUAUCUAUACUCUUAUAGAACGAAGUCUAGGGUCUGAUGAAACACCAAAACCAUGUCCAGUUGGACUCAGGUUGGUUGAUGGAAAGUGUAUAAAUCCAGCAGGAGGAUAUGAAAAAGUUUUAGAACCUGCUCAAAACCUAAAAAGAUGCCCAGUUGGUAAAAGAAUGGUUGGAGGAAAAUGCAUAAGUCCAAUGGGUGGUGAAGAAGAUUAUUACAAUUACAAUAUAAAAACAGGUCCAAGUCCAAUGGGUGGUGAAGAAGAUUAUUACAAUUACAAUAUAAAAACAGAGUCGCCUCAAAACCCAAAAAUAUGUCCAGUUGGACUUAGAUUGGUUAAUGGAAAGUGUGUAAAUCCAAGCGGUAGAUACGAAAUAGCAAUUCAGCAAAACCCAGAGGAAUGUCCAGAUGGGUCAGAUAUGGUAGAUGGAAAAUGCGGAAAUAAAUGGAUUUUAAAAAAAUUAAGCAAAGAAGAAGUUAUUGAAAAACCGGAGGAAUGUCCAUCUGGAUCAGAAAUGGUUUAUGGAAAAUGCCAAAAAUUAAAAGGUGGUGAAAAAGAUUCCCUUGAAAACCCGAGAAUAUGUCCAGUUGGACUUAGAUUGGUAAAUGGAAAGUGUGUAAAUCCAAGUGGUGGACCCGAAAUAGCAGUUGAGCAAAACCGAGAGAAAUGUCCUGAUGGGUCAGAUAUGGUAGAUGGAAAAUGCGGAAGUGAUUGGGUUAUAAAAGUUAUUGAUAAACCGGAGGAAUGUCCAUCUGGAUCAGAAAUGGUUGGUGGAAAAUGCGAAAAAUUAAAAGGCGGUGAAGACGAUUUGGAUCCAAUUCUAUCUUCAUGUCCACCUGGAACAAAAUUGAUUAUUGGAUCUUGCGUCAAAAAUUCAUGUCCACUUGGAACAGAAAUGGUUAAUGGAUCUUGCGUAACUAUGGGAAAAGAAUUGGAUCCAAUCCCAUCUUCAUGUCCAUCUGGAACCGAAAUGGUUAAAGGAUCUUGCGUACCCAAGGCUGGAGAAAAAGACGAGAGCCCAUCUUCAAAUGAAUCCGGGGACAGUUCGGAAUUUGAAUUAGAAGAACCUUUUUAAAUUAAAUGAAUAAAUCAAUUAUAAUGAA
This is a messenger RNA of Brassicogethes aeneus, 1169 nucleotides long. NCBI's taxonomy places the organism in Eukaryota, Metazoa, Arthropoda, Insecta, Coleoptera, Nitidulidae. The record is from the annotation of a GenBank genome assembly.